AGCUGAGACACAAGGAUGCAAAGCAUGCGGGCUGCAACCUCAAGCUUCAGAGCGCUGAAGCUUGACGCGGGCCAUGCCGGGAUAAAGUGCGCUGCAGCGUCCUCGUCUCGCCGUCUGCUGCACGCCUCGCCGAGCCGUCUUGCCGAUGGUCUACCACCGAGCUCAAAGGAAGCUUCUACCUCUUCCUCAGCCUCUUCUUCUUCCAAGGCUCCGUCGCCCGCACCGCCACGCUCCGAUGCAGGGCCCCUGUCAGAGGGCGGUGACGAGCCACCGCCGUCGUUCACCACGUCGCUCUCGCAAGUGUAUGCCGAAAAGGACCGGAAGCCGCUGCCCCUGCUUGCGCGGCCACUUGGCGUCGCACAGGCGCCGUCGUCCAAGAAGCGCACCUGGGCCGAGCGGCGCGAGAUGGCGCUCGACUAUGACCGUCGGAUGGAGAAGCGCAAGAUCAUCGUACAGCAAGCCACGCGUGGGUACUUUCACGAUUUUCACGCCAUGCAGAGCCAUGGCGGCAAGACGUGGCGCGCGCCCGCGACGCUGAUCCGCCAGGACCGCGCACGCUUCUUUCCCGACGUCCAGGGCACCCGGCUCUCGGACAAGGCCAGCGUGCACACGACGGACAUGCUCCAGGGCAGAGUCUCGCUCGUGAGCAUCAUGGGCAGCCAGGUGUCGGAGCAGCACGCCAAGUCCUUUGCAGAGGCCCUCCUGCCUCUCUACUAUCCCGGCCUCGCAGGCAGCGCAGGGAAUAGUAGUAGCAGCAGCAGUCGAAAAACCAGCGGACACUUCCAAUGGGUCCAGAUCAACCUGCAAGAAAACAGCCUCAAGGCGUACCUCGUCGGUCUCUUUCUCUCCAGCCUGCGAAAGAGCAUCCCAGAGGCGCUCCAGUCGACCUACCUGCUCUCGAACCAGAACAUGGAGAUGGAGCGGCCCGACCUCGGGCUCAGCAACAAGCACGUCGGCUACUCCUUUCUCGUCGGGCCCGACGUCAAGAUUCGGUGGGCUGGCUGUGCAUUUGCCGAGCGCGAGGAGAGGGACGCCCUCGUUGCAUGCGCAGGCGUGCUCAUCAACCGGCUCAAGGAGGAGCAGCACGGAGGCACACGGAAGCGGUGAGAUUGGGGAGUGUGUAUGUAAUACAAAUAUAAUCUGCUGGUAUCAAUAGGAUCCCCUGGGAGGGAAAGGGAAUAGAAA
Molecule: messenger RNA, 1185 nt
Organism: Acaromyces ingoldii
Lineage: Eukaryota; Fungi; Basidiomycota; Exobasidiomycetes; Exobasidiales; Cryptobasidiaceae
Exons: 1
Coding region: 25-1107 (360 amino acids)
Biological process (GO): mitochondrial proton-transporting ATP synthase complex assembly
Cellular component (GO): mitochondrial inner membrane
Source: RefSeq, a predicted model, not a curated record